AUGACUGACCAAAUGAAAAAAAUACUUUUUCCACCGUACAUAAAUAGGCAUGUCAAUCAUGACAUUACAGAAGUUGUUUGGGAAGAGGCUUUCAAUAUAUGGAACGCCAAUCUUUCCUUAUUACUUAAAUUAUUAGAUAACGAGUUCGCCAACCAAAUACUUGAAAAUGAUUCUUUAUCGACAUUUUUAGAGACAUUUUUAAAGACACGAGCCGGAUUUCACGAGUUAGGCGCUGCUAUCGAUAAACAGAUGAUGCCAGAAGUCGAAGUUGCACUCGAGAGAAAGGUUAUGCUCGUAAUGUUACGCUUGACUCAACCUCGAAUUUUGGUGCAUUCUACGACAGAAGCAACGAGUUUGGCUGCUUCCUUGUAUCAGAGCAAAUUUCUUUCAGUGCCGUUGCUUUUGGAUUUCCUUGUGAUCUAUGCGAAGUCGAAUUACACCCAUGCACAACGAAUGUUUAGCAAUGCAGUUGAAUUGGUACCGAAUUUGCUUCUUGAUUUCGAAAACUUUUCCGGUGUCAUACUUGAUCAUAUCAGAUCAUUAAGUCAGAGAAUUGAAAGCUUGAAAAUUUCCGUUGGGAGUGCCGCGAACAAUGGCGCUGUGAAUAAUGAUGCCGAUCUUCGAACAUACUUUAUGCAUAUAAUUGAUGUUGCUAUAUCUUUAGAUUGUCUAUUUUCUAUUUCGAAACCAGUCACAAAUAUUUUCACUAAUCAUCAAGGAAACGACGAGAAUCAAGGCAUUCUGAUGGCAAUUAACCAACUCUACGAGUCUACAAUCCCAGCCAUUUCUGAUCUACUAGAUCCAGAGAAUUCAUCUAAAGAGAUCAUGAGAGCUUUAAACAUCUUAAAGCACGCGUUGGUAUCAUUAAUAUACCAUACUUUUGACGCAUCUUAUUUCAGUCCUUUAGGGUUCACUGCUGAAAUUGGGAAUUCCUUAGUAUUUAUUGCUUCUGGUGAUGAAAAGUUGACUGAUCAGGAGAAAAUAAAAGGGACUCUUGAUCGUAUGUGUGACAUUUUAUUAUCGUUAUCUGAACAAUCAAUGUUAGAGAAACCUGUGCUUUCUUUUGUGGACGCACCAUUACUCUUGGAUUUGGAGAUUGAAUUUAAUUUGAAUUUCAUUAAUAAAUCCCUCGAAAUGAUGCGUAAUAUGGUCCAGGAAGCUCCGCCGAGGCAAAAAAGAUCAGAUCGUAUCAAAACCCAUAGACUGCUUACAAUGACAAAUGGAGAGUUGAAGAAUGUGAUAAAAUCAUCACCUGCACAAUCAAAUGUCAAGGUGGAGAAAUCAAUUGAUGACGAAGUUAAACGUGGAUCUUUGAUUUCUCAAGUCAAAGAUUUGUUUCCUGAACUUGGUGAAGGAUUUAUAGAGCAUUGUCUAAUUGCAUUGAAUGAAAAUCCAGAGACUGUGGUUGAUCAUUUAUUAGAGAAUAAUCUCCCAGACGAGCUUGUUAAAUUGGAUCGUUCCUUGCCAAGAUUACCAUCACGUUCCAAUGAAAAAGAUGGCACGUUAUCAAAUAUUGAAGCAGAAAGUCCACUUGCAAAUCGUCGCAACAUUUUUGAUAAUGAUGAAUUUGACGUGUUCGCUGGAAAACAACUCGAUUCGUCGCGUACUUUUGCCCCUCAAUCAAAUUAUAAUCUUGUGAUUGUUAUGGCUGAUAUUGUUGCUGUUGAAAGUCGUGGAUCCGCUCAGAGAAUGCUGGACGACAAGUCAUUUGUCGAAUCGUACAAGGAAUCGAUCAUCGAAAGUGCCUACACUAGUCUCUACGAAGACGAAUAUGAUGAUACCUAUGAUACAAGUGGAUUACAAACAGGAGCAUUUGAUAUACAUCUGUUGGACGAGUUGGAAGAGUCGGAAGCUGGACCAUCUCGACAUAAUCAGAUUGAUCCGGGCGUUUUGCAUGAAAGUGAAUUGAUAAAAAUGUAUCAAAAUGAUCCUUCGGUAUUUGAACGAACCAACGCUACAAGAAAAUCUAAAAAGCGUGAACAACUUUGUAGAAUUACAGAGAUGACUGACGAGCAAAUUGAGGGCUGGUUUAUCAUGUUCCAGAGAAAUCCAAGAAAAAAUAAACUUUUGGAAAAAUACGAGUGGAAAGGACAACAAAAAGAAAUAAAUAUUAGUGAAACAGAGGAAGGUAGCUCAUCAUUAGAUCAUCAACGCACUUCCUCUUACGAAUCUCGCGGCAGAGGAAGAGGUGAGGUACCUGGAACGUCACGCGGUAGAGCACAAAAGAAAGGUCGAGGGGGCAAUCACAAUCGCAAGAAUGCGCACGCCAAAAAAAUGGGCAAAGGAUUUGGCUCAUUUAAUCCUGAUUCAUAA
Molecule: messenger RNA, 2313 nt
Organism: Ambispora gerdemannii
Lineage: Eukaryota; Fungi; Glomeromycota; Glomeromycetes; Archaeosporales; Ambisporaceae
Source: the annotation of a GenBank genome assembly